Molecule: messenger RNA, 1639 nt
Organism: Physella acuta
Lineage: Eukaryota; Metazoa; Mollusca; Gastropoda; Physidae
Product: RNA transcription, translation and transport factor protein-like
Source: RefSeq, a predicted model, not a curated record
UAGCCUACACGUUAAAGAAGAAAGAUAACUCUGUUUUUAUAGUCGUUUUUGUUAGUCCCUGUCUCGUACUUGUACAUUUAUUACAAGUCGUAAUUUAUAAUGUUUAAAAGGAAAUUGUUGGCUCUUGACUUUCCAGAUCCAGACACUUUUGAUUUGAAUGAUGAAUCCAAAUUUCACUCCAUACUUUUAUGGCUUGAAGAUCAGAAAAUAAGACACUUAAAAAUUGAAGACCGAGCCCCCUUGAGAGGACAAGGUGAAGAAUGGAAUAAAGCUUUUGAAGCGUAUUUAAAGUCUCUGAAUUGUCCUUAUGAUUUAACAAACAAACCUGUUUUGUUAGACUGGUUGUUAGGCUAUGCUGCCAGACUGGAGUAUGGGGAUGGAUUGGAAAAAUAUAAAAAUGUUACACCUGAAAAAUACCAACAACGAAAAAAUCAGCUGCAGGGUGAAUCUUCUAAUCCUCUAGACAGCUUAGACUUUGAUAGUGCUGAGUUUAAGGCAGGUGUAACAUCAUUGGCAAUGCUUCUUCAAGUACCUCCCCAUCAGGAUCACUUGGAACAGCUCAAGGCUAUUUGUCUUAUCAUAGAGGAAAAAUUUUCAACAGAAGCCAUUGAAGCUUCUAAAAAAGUAAAUAAGGAAAAGGAUGAGCAUAUACCCCUGGAAAAAACAGAGCUGGGAUUUGAAGCAGGAGACUAUAUAAUAAACGAUGCUGCAAAGAUUUUACGGCUCCUUCACUUACGAGAUCUGAGAGACUUGCAGACAAAGAUCAAUUCAGCAAUUGUGGCUGUACAAGGAAUCACAGCCAAUCCAAAAACUGAUACUAAACUUGGAAAAGUGGGCAGAUAGAACAAAUGUAAGCCAAAAUCUUAUUCUGAUGCAUCAGUUGAUUUGACUCUUUAUUUUUUAGCUAGUCUCUUUAGUCAGGUUCUAUUUACUUACGCACAUAUUAACCCCCGCCCUCCUAAAUACAUGAUUUAACCCUUAUCCUUCCAUGAUUGUCAUGUGAAAGUCUUUUAGAGCAGUUUUAACAAGGACAUUAAAGCAUACCACCGCCUUCCAUAUUUUUAAAAUAGAUGAAGCCUGUCACUGAGUAAAUUGCUCAUGUUCAAAAUUCAAUGCAAGAGUAUGUGCUGUAUGAGAUGUCUGAUUUGUACCUGGUAGUUGCAACAUAUAAUUUGUAGGGUGUCAGUUUAAGUUUAUUACACUUGUGUGUAUAUAUACAAUGGCAUUUGAAUUUUUGUGUUGAAUUUUUGUGUUUUAUGCGCCAUGAGUAAUGUUUUCAUUACUGGUAAAAGAUUUACUUAUUAAGUUUGUUGUUGAUAUACAUAUAUAUAAUUCUUUUUGAAUAAAAUUGCUUGUUCAAAGAAUCUUUAUAGUCCAUAUUUAUUACCUAAAAACUGAUGUGAUCCGUUGUAUACAUUUUGUUGAAGCUCUUCCCUACAUCCACAGGAUACUUCAUUUCAGUACUACUUACCCUUUUUACGCCAUGAAAUUGUAGACUGAUUUUUUGUGUGGACAGCAAUGAGUUGUCAAAAUCUAAUUUGUGAAUGCGUAUUGUGUUUUUUAAAUAAUCAAAUUAACCCCCAAAAGUUUUCUCACAUCCACACUGCCACAAAUAAUCGUACAAAAUGAAAACUUUCUU